This is a messenger RNA of Astyanax mexicanus (Mexican tetra), 3369 nucleotides long. RefSeq names its product Rho GTPase activating protein 22 (gene arhgap22a). Lineage: Eukaryota; Metazoa; Chordata; Actinopteri; Characiformes; Acestrorhamphidae. The transcript is spliced from 11 exons. Gene Ontology annotation, molecular function: GTPase activator activity. Gene Ontology annotation, cellular component: focal adhesion. The coding region runs from base 80 to 2302 and encodes 740 amino acids. Gene Ontology annotation, biological process: signal transduction; activation of GTPase activity. The record is from RefSeq and is a predicted model, not a curated record.
GUUUAGGAUUCAUGUGUUGGACGUCACUUUCUCAUUUUCACUCUUGUCAGCCUUCGGAAGCUGUUUUUUCCCUGUGCUAAUGGAAACUGCUCAAUCAAGACGUAAUCAUUCAAAGCCUCUGAUUCGUGCCUUCACGGACACCACUGGGCAGCACCUUCAGAGUGUGCUGGAGGAGCAUGAGGAUGGACCAUUUCCAGUUAUGAACAGCUUAAAGAUUCUGCGACCCGAGAGGCAAAGGAAGCCUUUAGCCAGGUCUAAGAGCAUGGUGAUGGGAGAGCUGACCCGGGGCUCCAGCCGGCCGUCCUCCCCGAGCCUUCAGGAGAGGGCAGUGAAGGCGGGCUGGCUGAAGAAACAGCGCAGCAUCAUGAAGAACUGGCAGCUGCGGUGGUUUGUGCUCCGUACUGAUCAACUCUACUUCUACAAAGACGAAGAGGAAACCAAACCACAGGGAUGUAUCCCAUUACAUGGCUGCCAAGUCAAUGAGCUGACCGCCAACCCGGAUGAGCCCGGACGGCAUCUUUUUGAGAUAGUUCCAGGCGGAACAGGAGAGAAGGACAGAUCCGCUCUGAGCCAUGAAGCCUUCCUCCUCAUGGCAAACUCCCAGAAUGACAUGGAAGACUGGGUCAAAGCCAUCAGGCGCGUCAUCUGGGCUCCUUUUGGAGGAGGGAUUUUUGGCCAGCAUCUGGAGGACACAGUGCAAUAUGAGAGGAAGUUUGGGCCCCGGCUGGCCCCUCUGCUGGUGGAGCAGUGUGUGGACUUUAUACGGGAGCAGGGUCUGAAAGAGGAGGGCCUCUUCCGGAUGCCUGGACAGGCCAACUUAGUCAAAGAGCUUCAGGAUGCUUUUGACUGUGGUGACAAACCUCUGUUUGACAGUAACACUGAUGUUCACACUGUAGCAUCUCUGCUGAAGCUCUAUCUCAGGGAGCUGCCUGAGCCCGUUAUCCCCUUUAACAAAUAUGAGGAUUUCCUCACCUGCGCCCAGCUGCUACUCAAGGACGAAGAAGUGGGUCUCAGUGAGCUUGCACAGCAAGUGAAAACUCUCCCCCAGGCCAAUUACAACCUACUGAAGUACAUUUGCAAAUUCUUGGAUGAGGUUCAGUCCCACUCAAGUGAAAAUAAGAUGAGUGUUCAGAAUCUUGCAACAGUAUUUGGACCAAAUAUUCUCAGACCUAAAAUGGAGGAUCCUGUUACAAUGAUGGAAGGAACCUCUCAGGUGCAGCACUUGAUGACAGUGCUGAUCAGUGAGCAUGAGCGACUGUACGGCAGCAUGGAGUCUGAGACUUCCUUAGAACAGAGAGAGGCCUCUCAGGGUCAGCGCUUUAUGGUGGGUUGGAUUUCAGAGGAGGAGAUCCAGCGUUGUCCUUCUUCCAGCCAAACAUCCAGCCUUCCUGACCAUGUGGGAGGCAGUGCUACAUCUCUGGACAUAAAUACAGGUGCACUAACUACUGCCAAACCAGCACCUCAGGGAAAAGCUGGGGUGGCGGACAGCCCCAGCAAGCAGGCCAAGUCCCUCCCUUCAUGGAAGUACUCUUUUAAAAGCGGAACGGCACGGGCCCAGACGCCUAAAAUCGGGGGCUCCUCUGUGGACGUGUCCAGUCUGCCCAGCACUGGGAACUGGCUGAUGAAUGGACUGUCCUCACUGAGAAGCCAUCGCCGUACAUCUUCAGGAGAGAGAAUGGGCAAAGACUCACCGCUGUCCCAUCGCCUGUCUACCUAUGAUAACGUCACCUCAUCCAGUCUGAGCGUGCCCAGUGUGGCCAGCACACCCUGGUCCACCUCCUCCUGUGAGAUAUCAGUGGCAGACUCAGUGGGAAGCGACCCCUCUGGACUGAACUCUGGAAAGGGGACGUGGUCAGAGGCGGGCUCGGCUAGAGAGAGGGUGGAGGAGAAAGUGUCAGAGGUCACGCAGAGUAGUGAAGCACUGGAGCUGUGUGUAAGCAGUGCAGGAUGCAGUGAAAAUGGGACUUUGGACGUGUCAGGAGAUCAAGAUGACAACUCGCAAGCACUUAACAGCCUCGUAUUAGAGCUGAAGGAUGAGCUGAAGAAACAGAAGAUUAGUUAUGAAUCCCGGAUACGAAAGUUGGAAGAGACGAGUAUGUUGUUACGUGAGCAGCUGGACAGGCUAGAGGAGGAGGCAGACCAGGAGAAGAAGAAAUACAGAAUGUUGGAGAUUAAACUGCGGAACUCUGAGCGGGCCCGUGAGGACGCAGAGAACAGGAACCGACUACUGCAGAGCGAGAUGGAGGAGUUCUUCUCCACUUUAGGAGAUCUAACACUGGGGACAAGAACGAGUAAAAUGUGACACUUACCGUGGAGAGAUUCUGUUGUGGAUGUGCUUGUUGUGGAUGGAAAUUUUAUUCUCUUUACUCAUGUAUCAUGGGUAUUAUGAGGUGGUGAUGUGCUGUUUUGUUACAGCAACUUGAUCAACUCUUCUCUUAUGUAGCAAAAUCUAUUUCCUUUCCUCUCCUCAUUCUUUAGUCUGAAGUUUUAUGAUAUGUUUAAAUUAUUAUUCUCAUUAUCAGAAUCUCAAAGGCCUCUCUUCCAGUAUGCACAGAUGAUACCAAAGCAUGACUUCCGUGAUUGUUUGCAAUUGAUGUAAUUGCCUCCUCACAGCGCUUUUCAUAAGGCUGAUCAUUUCCAUGUCAGUGCCUUUUGCGUUGAUGCAUGGUAUUGAGAAAAUACUGCUUCACCACAGAUACGGUUAUUUAACGCUUUCUCAUUAUGCCCGUUCCUAAUUCCACUUUUCAGAGCUUCUGCACAAGUCUGUGUUGUUUGAAGUCUGUGACUUCAAACUGACUACAGCCGUCCAUCUUGACACUAGUCCACUUUUAAAUACAGGAAAUGGACGGCAGUAAACAGUAACUGGCUUUGUUAUGAUGACUGUUACACACACACAUCCUUUGGCAGUCCCAUUUACUGUAUCUUAGGUAAAAGUACUAUGGUAAAAUGUUACAGGCGAAGAUUUUAAUUUUGACUUUCUAAAAAAAUCUAUUUAGGCCACUGGUGUGUCCAUAGUAAUAGGAUUAUUUAUUGCAACUAAUUUACUAUAUAACUUAUUUCUCAGGUGGUGUUUCUUAAAAAAACAAACAAACACAAAAACAAAACACACUGAAUAAACUUGCUGUCUUUCUGGUAGAUGGUGGAAAUGAAUAUAAAAGACGUUAAAUACUUGACCGUGAAUUGUAGUAGACAGUCUUUGAUUAUGUGAUGAAUUUGUGUAUGCUUUAAAAUGUUCUCGUGGUUGUUUUCCCCUCAUGAAAGUGCCAAAGUAGAGGUCUUAUGAAAUGGGUAUUGCUUUCUUAUCAUGGAUCACUUGAAAUGAAGUAUAACUGCAAAAGGUAAAAAUAAUAAACUUCUCAUCAUACAGUG